This is a messenger RNA of Neomonachus schauinslandi (Hawaiian monk seal), 793 nucleotides long. It is a transcript of the gene DNAJB8, whose product is annotated as DnaJ heat shock protein family (Hsp40) member B8. The transcript has a single exon. The record is from RefSeq and is a predicted model, not a curated record. Gene Ontology annotation, biological process: positive regulation of proteasomal ubiquitin-dependent protein catabolic process; protein refolding. Gene Ontology annotation, cellular component: endoplasmic reticulum membrane; cytosol. Gene Ontology annotation, molecular function: Hsp70 protein binding; ATPase activator activity. The coding region runs from base 1 to 708 and encodes 235 amino acids. NCBI's taxonomy places the organism in Eukaryota, Metazoa, Chordata, Mammalia, Carnivora, Phocidae.
AUGGCCAACUACUACGAAGUGCUGGGGGUGCAGUCGAGCGCCUCCCCGGAGGACAUCAAGAAGGCCUACCGCAAGCUGGCCUUGCGCUGGCACCCCGACAAGAACCCCGACAACAAGGAGGAGGCCGAGAAGAAGUUCAAGCAGGUGUCCGAGGCUUACGAGGUCCUGUCCGACUCCAAGAAGCGCUCCAUGUACGACCGCGCGGGCUGCGACGGCUGGCGGGCGGGUGGCGGGGCCAGCACCCCCUACAGCAGCCCCUUCGACUCGGGCUACACCUUCCGGAACCCCGAGGACAUUUUCCGUGAGUUUUUCGGCGGCCUGGACCCCUUCUCGUUUGACUUCUGGGACGCCCCUUUCAACAGUGACCGCGCUGGCCAGGGCCACGGCCUGAGGGGGGCCUUCUCGGCCGGCUUCGGCGAGUUCCCGGCCUUCAUGGAAGCCUUCUCGUCCUUCGACACCCUGGGCCGGGCCGGCGGCGGCAGCACCAGCCGCACCACCUUCUCGUCCACCUCCUUCGGCGGCUCGGGCGCCGGCAGCUCAGGCUUCAAGUCGGUGAUGUCGUCCACCGAGAUGGUCAACGGACACAAGGUCACCACCAAGCGCAUCGUGGAGAACGGGCAGGAGCGCGUGGAGGUGGAGGAGGACGGGCAGCUCAAGUCGGUGACCAUCAACGGCAAGGAGCAGCUCAAGCGGGUGGACAACAAGUGAGCGCCCGGCCGCCCGGGGCCGCUCGCCCGCCGCCCGCCGCACAGGCCGCCAGCGUGGCUGAUGGUUAAUAAAUGUGCCAAGUGAG